UUAUAAUAUAGUCUUUUAAUGUUUCAUCAUGUGUCUCACAACCUCUCAUUUUCUCCACCCUGGUUGCUUUUUGUUGGGAGUGAUUAUAAAGUAACCCACCCUGGAGUUAUUUGCAACCCAAUUUGUGGCUGGACCCACUUCAUUGAGGCUGGACGCCGGUAUCGGCUUUUCACACCAAAAUCCCUCACUUUUUGUCCAAUUUACAUUAACCUUAUCCACACACACAACCACCCGCACAACAACCCGUAAAUUGAAGCCGUCAUUACAACCCGUCAGCAGCAACAAUGCAGCAUAUCUUUAAGUCCGAAUUUCCGACCUUUUCCGCCGCGGAGACGGAAUUACAUUCCGCCGCCAAGGCUGCCAGCUUCAGCCUUCUUGUCAUGACGAAGAAGCCCAAUGCUACUGCCCCUCGUAGGGCGGUAUUCCGCUGCUGUAAGGGCCGGAAGUAUGCCUCGCAGUCAGCGGAAGGGGUGCACGUGACCAAGAAGAGGAAGACUCGUACCCAGAUGACCGAAUGUCCCUUCAAAAUUGCGCUCAAAUUGGUGCGCGGCAGCGGCGGCGGAGAAGUGUGGGAGAAGGCUGAGGCGGAAAUGUCAUGUGACCUGCCUAUUCGGGAAAGUCAGAUUCCCGAUCGGGAAGGUCAGCCUCACGCUCAACCAAUCAAAUCAACCGACCCCGCGCCGGCUACCGACACCACAGCAGCGGCUGCUGCAGUGGAAGCCGCAAUUUUGCGUGCCGCGUCGCAACCUCAAUCAAACCCUCCACCUUCCACCGCCCCUGCUGCAAUCAACAUAUCCAAAGAGUCAACCACAACACUAGGACUGAAAAGGCUGGAAGCAGGCGAUUCAUAUGAGCCCGGCACCGAAUUGCACAGGUCAUACAUGCGUGCGUUCCAGCGCUUGGAAGAUGCCUCUGACGAUGAAGGCAGCGACGCAGCCAGCGGCGCCGGCGACGCUGUAGCCGCUCAACCACCAAAGGAAAUACCGUCUCUGACUGAGAAAAAUAUCACUGAUGCCUUCACUCAAUUCUCAAGGUGGUCAAAUACAGAUGCACCAGGUAAAUCAUUUUAUCCCGGCUUCGAGGAAUGUAUGUACAGACUAGCACAAGAGAUUGAGGCGGGAGGUCAUGAUGAUAUAUUUGACGAUAAUAUCAGUGACUUCAGUGACGUCACUGACGAUUUGGAACUUCCCGAUAGUGGUCCCUCUAUUGAGGUAUUAGGUGGUUAGAUAUGCAAGGAAUAACAUGGUCAUUAUGUG
This is a messenger RNA of Ilyonectria robusta, 1256 nucleotides long. RefSeq lists its product as uncharacterized. Lineage: Eukaryota; Fungi; Ascomycota; Sordariomycetes; Hypocreales; Nectriaceae. The coding region runs from base 285 to 1226 and encodes 313 amino acids. The transcript has a single exon. The record is from RefSeq and is a predicted model, not a curated record.